Messenger RNA from Gasterosteus aculeatus aculeatus (three-spined stickleback), 977 nucleotides. The record is from RefSeq and is a predicted model, not a curated record. NCBI's taxonomy places the organism in Eukaryota, Metazoa, Chordata, Actinopteri, Perciformes, Gasterosteidae.
UCUAUCGGAAGAUUAAAAGCGAUGCACGUUUGAGCGCCAUUUUGGUUGCAUUUGAGGAGCCUUCUUGACACCCAGCAUGUCUGAGUGCCGUGAAGGUGAAUAAUCCGUCGGAUGGCUUCGUUGCGUGUAGUGAGGAGGAUGUUCUCCGCCGCGGCGGGUCCUGCCGCCAGCAGCCGAUGGCUGAGGCUGAAGAACAGUAAAGCAGGCGCGUGGUGCCGCGGCCUGUUGUCUGACUACGUGGCGGCGUGUCGGGAGAUGCUGGUGGCCUCGUGGGAGCGGCCGCUCAGGGCCUCGGCGUACGGCGCCGCGCUGGCCGGGCUCUGGGCUUGUUCCCGCACGCGGCCCGACCGCCCGUCCUUCGAGGCCGCCCUGCGGGAGGGCUCCAACCGGCUGGGCCUGCUGUCCCCGUGGAUCCGCAACGGGGCCGCCGACGGCCACGUGCAGAGCCUGGUGAAGCUGCGUGACCAGGGACGGCUCCGGCACGCCAGCCUGGGCGUCCUCUCUCUGGUUUACCGCGGGGAUCACGAGCCGGACACCGACCUGUAUGAAGCCCAGUGCUCCAGCCUGGCGACCCCCUGGAGGGAGCUUCCCCGCCGGGUACUCGACGUGGGCUUCGCCGGCCGCUGGUGGGUGCUCGACUCAAAGAUGAAGGACUACGACAUCAACGAGGAUGAGUUCAAGCAUCUGCCGCCACACAUGCGGGCCACGCCCCCACCCAGCGAGCAGGGGGUGGAGAGGAGCGAGAGGUUGCACAAAGAGUCCUGGCUGGUGCUGAAGAUGGAGGAGGAGGAGACGCAGAGGGACGUAGUGGACAGAGAGGGACAAACGGCAGCAGUGGAGGGAGAGCAGACUGGAGCGUAACAUCUGGACAGUGGUUUCAUUCCCUGCAGCGCUGGAAUCCAGCUUUGACUUUUCAAACUGAUAAUACGAAUCGCAUUUCACCUCCAGAUAUCCUACAAUAAAAUAUUUACACAAGC